AUGGUGAGGCCAAUUUCCUACAAGGUGGAUUCUGCAGAGACACGAUACCAGAAAGGCAGUUAUGGACUUAUGGUGAAGCAUGAAAGGUACGAGUACAGAUUUAUGAACAACCUUGUUGAGGAGAUCUCAGUUCAGCUGCUAAACCAAACGUAUUUGAAUGUGGCCAAGUAUCCUGUUGGAAUUGAGUCUCGUGUACAAGAUAUUUAUCAGCUGUUAAGUAUUGGCACAACUGGCCGCUGUGUAGCAGGAUUGCAGGAAUAUGGGGAGCUGCUGGAAUUGGAAAAACGACAAUUGCGAAAGCUGUUUAUAAUUCAAUUGGCCAAAGGUUUCAAGGUAGAUGUUUCUUGGAAAAUGUUGGAGAGAAGUCACUGUCAAAUGAAGGCCUACUCCAUCUACAAGAGACUACUUUCUGAGACUCUAGGAGGCACAAACCUGAAGGUCAACAAUGUUCAUAAAGGGAUGAAUUUUAUAAAACAAAGGUUGAGCCAUAAAAGGGUUCUCUUGAUUCUUGAUGAUGUGCAUGAACUGGAUUGGUCGAGCAACUUAGCUGGAGCUACAGAUUACCACCAAGCUCUUGAACUCUUCAGUUGGCAUGUCUUUGAUACUAAUGAACCUCCCGUAGAAUAUGUUGCACUCGCAAGGCGUGCAAUAGACUAUGUUGAAUGCCUUCCACUAGCUCUGAAAGUUUUUGGUACUUACUUGGGUAAUCUAGACACCAUAGACCGUUGGCAAACUAUAUUAGAUAGUUACAAAAGUGCUCCUUAUGAGAUUAAAAAACCAUUCAGAAUAUGUUAUGAUGCAUUGGAAGAAGAGGAGAAGCAAGUUUUUCUUGAUAUUGCAUGUUUCUUCAACGGUAAGGAAAAUGACUUUCUGAAAGAACUAAUAAAAGAUGAUGAGCUCGAUUUUCCUGAGGAUUAUAUUGAAGUAUUGAUACAAAAGGCUUUCAUUAGUCUUGAUCAUCAUAAUAGGAUUUGGAUGCAUAAUUUGCUCGAACAGAUGGGUAAACAGAUAGCUCGACAAGAACCGCUCACAGAGCCUGGAGAACAUGCAUAG
Molecule: messenger RNA, 1053 nt
Organism: Rosa chinensis
Lineage: Eukaryota; Viridiplantae; Streptophyta; Magnoliopsida; Rosales; Rosaceae
Product: TMV resistance protein N-like
Exons: 3
Coding region: 1-1053 (350 amino acids)
Biological process (GO): defense response
Source: RefSeq, a predicted model, not a curated record